AAAUGUUAUCGAUUUCCCCGCUCGCUGUUUGCUUGUGACAAUUCCCAUACAACAAAUACCUUGGUAACCUACUCCCACCUAUUUGUACGACCAAUCCCGCCCAAUUCUCCAUUUCUCCAUUAUUUGUUGCAAUCACCUCGUCCUUCAUCAUUACAUUUCCCUAUUUACUGUCAUAUAGGAGCCCUAUUUAGAUUAAACAGUCAUUAUCAGAGUUGUGUUUUUUCUUAGAUUUCGGGGCCAACGGCAUCGUACGGCAUCCUCCUUCCGUACAAAUAGAGGUACCAAAGUAUCUUUGGCAAAUUAUUUACGGACAUCCGCGCACAAGAAUUUAUCAUACACUUCUCCCACCCACCAUCUUUUACGACUUAGAUCAGUAUAUGCGACACAAUGCGCCUUAGGAAAGCAGCAAGAAUAAUAUUAGUCGGCGCUCCCGGAGUAGGAAAGGGCACACAGGCAGAACGACUUCUGCAACGAUUCCCCCAACUUUCUGCUAUCAGUUCCGGAGAUUUAUUGAGAGACAAUGUCAAAAAUCGGACUCCAUUAGGUAUAUAGAUACUUAUACUUUCAGAUAGAAUGCGACUCACAGAGACCUACAGGGAUUAAAGCAGAAAGCACUAUGCAGUCGGGCUCCCUCGUCCCCGAUGCCAUGAUACUUCGACUUAUCCUUCACGAAUUAAAAGCUCGCGGAUGGUUAUUUCCCUCGUCUACGCCGUCGAUGACGCUAGCGUCUAGCGCUGCAUUUGCGUCGUCCUCUGAAUUCGACACAGACUUAUAUGUCGAACAACCAUCACUGGCAGAAGCUUCGUCACCACCGCAAACAUCCGACGAUCCAUCCGCGUCUUUUAUACUUGAUGGUUUUCCUCGCACAGCCGGUCAAGCUUUUCAACUCGAUUCACUCAUUCCAAUAAACCUCGUCGUCUCCCUCAAAACUCCAGCCUCUGUUAUACUGGAGCGCAUUGCGGGCCGCUGGGUUCAUGCACCAUCUGGUCGGGUCUAUAAUACUACAUUCCAUGCACCCAAGGUCGCUGGACUUGAUGAUAUCACCGGGGAAAAGCUUACAAAGCGGCCCGACGAUUGCGAAGAAACAUGGAAGACACGACUCAAGAAAUUCGAGGAGACAAGCGAGCCAUUACUUGAACAUUACGCGCGCAAAGGAGUCUUGUGGGAAGUUGAAGGGAACAGCAGCGAUGAGAUUAGUCCCAAGUUAUACCAGGAGUUUGAAAGACGAUUCGCAGAAAUAUGAUUAAUGCUGCUAUGGUUUAAACGAUUUUGAGAAGGAUAAAGGGGGAUGGUGUAACCUAUCAUAUUCAUAAGGUUUUGGCGCACGGUGGGUAUAGUGAAAAUAUUUGGCUUUGCCUCUUAACAAGAUCAAUUUGCAUUUCAUGAUAUUUCGCUUAUUCUCCUUUUUCGUUCUCGAGGCCAAAUCGAAUAAUGCUCCAAGUGGGUCAAAUGAUUGCGCUUGUAAUUGAAAUUGAAUCUUGCCCGCUUUGACAAGUGCCGAUUGCAGGUAUGUAAAAAUGUUAUGUGAACGAGUUCUGAAUCCGUCAAUCAUCGCCAGCGUCACGGAGCAUAUGA
Sclerotinia trifoliorum is the source of this 1575-nucleotide messenger RNA. Lineage: Eukaryota; Fungi; Ascomycota; Leotiomycetes; Helotiales; Sclerotiniaceae. The record is from the annotation of a GenBank genome assembly.